GCCCGCGGCGGCUCUCCUUCCGUCGCGGAAGGCCGUGUCCCUGGACGCUGCGCGGCGGAGGCGGGCGGCCGCGGAGCCCCGCAGGAGGUGCGGUGCGGCACCCAGAAGCGGAGCCGGCGAGUCCUCCUGGCCCCUCCAUGCCGGCCUGGAGGCUGCUGGCUGCGGCCGGCGCCCCGGUGCUGGGCCGCAGUGCGAGCGGCCUAGGCACCGCCCUGGGCUCGGAGAGCAGAACAGACAUCUGGCUUUUGAUUAGAAGUCUCCAUGGCAAGAGCAGUACUUGGUGGGAUGAGCAUCUUUCUGAAGAAAAUGUUCCGCUUGUUAAGCAGUUGGUUUCUGAUGAAAAUAAAGCCCAGUUAGCAAGCAAACUGUGUCCUCUGAAAGAUGAGCCGUGGCCUGUGCGUCCUUGGGAACCAGGUUCCUCCAGAGUAGGCCUUAUUGCACUGAAGCUGGGCAUGAUGCCUUUAUGGACUAAAGACGGUCAAAAGCAUGUGGUCACAUUACUUCAGGUACAAGAUUGUCAUGUCCUAAAAUACACUCCGAAGGAAAACUACAAUGGAAAAGUGGCAGCUCUGACCGUAGGAGGAAAAACUGUGUCGCGUUUCUAUAAAUCUACAUCUGUGUUGGAAUUUUACCAAGAACUUGGACUGCCGCCAAAACAGAAAGUUAAAAUCUUUCGUGUAACGGAUAAUGCUGUAAUUAAGCCAGGUACUCCUCUUUAUGCUGCUCACUUCCGCCCAGGACAGUAUGUGGAUGUCACAGCCAAAACUAUUGGUAAAGGUUUUCAAGGUGUCAUGAAAAGAUGGGGAUUUAAAGGCCAGCCAGCAACUCAUGGUCAAACAAAAACCCACAGGAGACCUGGAGCUAUUUCAACUGGUGAUGUUGCCAGAGUCUGGCCUGGAACUAAAAUGCCUGGACAAAUGGGAAACAUAGAUAGGACAGCAUUUGGACUGAAAGUGUGGAGAAUAAACACAAAGCACAAUAUAAUCUAUGUAAAUGGCUCUGUACCUGGGCACAAAAAUUGCUUAGUAAAGAUCAGAGAUUCUAAACUGCCUGUAUAUAAAGACUUCUGUAAAAAUCUACCAUUCCCUACGUAUUUUCCUGACGGAGAUGAAGAGGAGCUGCCAGAGGACUUGUAUGAUGAAAAUGUGUGUCAGCCCUGUGCACCUUCCAUUGCAUUUGCCUGACCUCACUUGGCGCAGCAGAACCUCGCGUGUCCCGUGAGCUUUGAUGAGCCAGAACAGUAGUAGAGCCAGGAACUGCAUUUCCCUUUCUCAGUCACAAUACCACACUUGUCAUCUCUGUCAAGGGCAUAAAUGCAUCAUUUGUUUCCCAACUGGGUUAUGUUUAAAAAAAAAUUACAUUAAACAAAUCAGGUAGAUUGGAUUUACCAAAUUUGGAUGGACUGGAAGUUUGCAUAUUAGCAACAACUUGGUAAUUUGUGAGCUUCAUUUUCUUUUUUACUACAUGGUCUCAAGUUACCUUAAUAUGUUUAUAAAUUUCUUUUAUUAAAGAUUGGUCUGUCUUCUGUGAAGGGGAUUGUGAAACAGUGGCAAACCAUAUGAGGACUUGUGGGGCAACCUCUUCAGAUAAACCAUUUCCUAAAUUCAUUUCUAUCACUCUACAUUUUCAAGCCCUAAAGAGGGAAAGGAAGUGAUGUGUAUAUAACUAUAUGUCAUAGUUAAAGGCCUGACAAAGAGGAGACAAUAAAAUCAUAAAUUACAGAUUGUAUUUACA
This is a messenger RNA of Manis pentadactyla (Chinese pangolin), 1734 nucleotides long. It is a transcript of the gene MRPL3, whose product is annotated as mitochondrial ribosomal protein L3. Gene Ontology annotation, cellular component: ribosome; mitochondrial large ribosomal subunit. The transcript is spliced from 10 exons. The record is from RefSeq and is a predicted model, not a curated record. NCBI's taxonomy places the organism in Eukaryota, Metazoa, Chordata, Mammalia, Pholidota, Manidae. Gene Ontology annotation, molecular function: structural constituent of ribosome. Gene Ontology annotation, biological process: translation. Bases 138 to 1184 code for a protein of 348 amino acids.